Neurospora tetrasperma FGSC 2508 is the source of this 664-nucleotide messenger RNA. Its product is annotated as NADH:ubiquinone oxidoreductase 10.6kD subunit. The transcript has 3 exons. Gene Ontology annotation, biological process: mitochondrial respiratory chain complex I assembly; electron transport chain. Bases 54 to 335 code for a protein of 93 amino acids. The record is from RefSeq and is a predicted model, not a curated record. Lineage: Eukaryota; Fungi; Ascomycota; Sordariomycetes; Sordariales; Sordariaceae. Gene Ontology annotation, cellular component: mitochondrion.
CUCUGGUGAAGCCAUUCCCGCAUCGACGUUAACAAGCAAUUGCCGUCACCAAAAUGCGCGUCACACGAGUCCUCCGCGCCGUCCCCAAGAACCCCACGGGGUUCAACAUCAGCGAGUUCCGUAGAGCUGCCCGUGUGCCCGAGCACGAUCCUUGGAUCAAGAACGAGUCCUGGCGUACCACCGGCCAAUUCUCCCGCUCCGAGCGCUUCAAGGGCGCUCUUCCUGGCUUUGGCACCGCCUCCGUUGCCUUUGCUAUUUACUGCGUUUACGAGCAUCUCUUUCUCAAGGAUAAGCACCACCACGAUGGUACUGCGUCCGCCGUCACUGCGCACUGAGAUAUAGGUGGGGAUGGACAAUGAGAUGGAGAAGAGUGUCUGAGUCGGACUGGGUGGAUCCGGGUGGAUAUUCAGAGGGGGACAGGCCGUUGAUAUGGGGUCGACAAAGACAAAAACGACAAACAGGACGCCUACAAACGCCAGGUAUAGCAGAUAGCUGGCAGCCGAGCUCUGGUUGAAAGAGCUUCACCAGGGAAGUCUAUCUCGGAUGGCGGGAAAGAUACAGAAGAGCAAUAUGACAGUACUGCACUUGACCCGGAGCGGUUGUUGAGGGAGGGCGGUGCCUAUUGUAGACUGGUCUCCGUGAUGAGCAUACAUACAUAUUUCCC